Messenger RNA from Pelodiscus sinensis (Chinese soft-shelled turtle), 553 nucleotides. The record is from RefSeq and is a predicted model, not a curated record. NCBI's taxonomy places the organism in Eukaryota, Metazoa, Chordata, Testudines, Trionychidae.
AGUUAGGCAGCAGUGGGACGAUGACCAGUGGUUCCGAAACUUCCAGAUGCAGAAGUCCACCUUCCAGGAGCUCUGUGCAUGGCUUGCCCCUGCCCUGCAAUGCCAGGACACUCACUUGCGGCCUGCCAUCUCCCUGGAGAAGCGCGUUGCUAUUGCUCUGUGGAAACUGGCCACCCUUGACAGCUACUGCUCCGUGGGACAUCAGUUUGGCAUGGGGAGGUCUACUGUUGGGGCCGUCUUGAUGGAGGUGGUGAUGGCCAUCAAUGCAGAGCUGCUUCACAGGACUGUCCGCCUCAGAGACCUGCAUACCAUCUUGGCACUCGACAGGACUCACAUCCCGAUCCGCACACCACCCCAUCAAGCAGCACAGUAUAUUAAAAGAAAGGGCUACUUUUUGAUGGUGCUGCAGGGCCUGGUUGACCAGUGGGGACAAUUCACAGACAUUUGUAUCAACCUGGGUGAAAACCUGGGUGAGGAGAAAAAUCUCUAUGAGGAUCCCUUCUAUGGGAAAUUAUCUUUAUCCCCCCAUUCCACCACCAUCUGUGUGAAUUAG